Messenger RNA from Parastagonospora nodorum SN15, 126 nucleotides. RefSeq lists its product as hypothetical. The coding region runs from base 1 to 126 and encodes 41 amino acids. NCBI's taxonomy places the organism in Eukaryota, Fungi, Ascomycota, Dothideomycetes, Pleosporales, Phaeosphaeriaceae. The record is from RefSeq and is a predicted model, not a curated record. The transcript has 2 exons.
AUGACCUCGAGGUGGCGACGAUGUACCCGCCGCGCCACGAGAGACAAUCACGAAUUCUUCAUGCGCAACUUCGACUCCCAAACCCUUUCGGUCGGGCUCUGGAAACGCAUCAAGGCGGGGCCAUGA